Saccoglossus kowalevskii is the source of this 6102-nucleotide messenger RNA. RefSeq lists its product as uncharacterized. Gene Ontology annotation, molecular function: protein binding; nucleic acid binding. The record is from RefSeq and is a predicted model, not a curated record. Lineage: Eukaryota; Metazoa; Hemichordata; Enteropneusta; Harrimaniidae. Gene Ontology annotation, biological process: miRNA-mediated gene silencing by inhibition of translation; positive regulation of nuclear-transcribed mRNA poly(A) tail shortening. Gene Ontology annotation, cellular component: P-body; nucleoplasm.
AUAUUUCAGAAGUUAUUGGCAGAAAUAGAACCAGUAGUACAAGCAGAAUAUGAAUUCAUCGUCAAAGUGUUUCAUCUUGGUAUUGAUGGUUCUAAUGAUUCACCAACGGAACCUGAAAACCCAACAGAAUUUACUGAUGGCAUCCGGCUAAGUAAACCUAAAAAUAGUCCUGUGGCAGACAAAAAAGCCAAUGAUGAAGUCAGGCGUAUGAUGGGUGAAAUGUUUCAAAAUCUAGAAGGAGAACUUCAAACAUUCAUAGCAUAUGCAGAUAAAAUUGAUAAUUUUUAUUCCAUGUAUAUGCUAGUACGUAUUGGACACGAAGUUAUGAUUGUACGUGAUAAGGAAACCAGCCUCUUUCUGAGUGUUGUACUUGCUAACUCAUUGGUACAAGUCAAAAGAUUAUUUGAUAAAUACAUUGUAGAUUCUCCUGUUAAAUCGACUGAAUUCCUUCCAAAGACUGACUAUAGUGGUUAUGGAUGUUGUGGAACUCUUGGGACAGACGAAAUCGUGUUUACGUGGAAUUUAGUGACUGGCAGAAGAAAUUGGAGUACAACCAAUACUGGUAAACUUAGUCCCAGCAGUUCACAGAACUGGGGGACACAUAAUUCAAAUAUAAACAGUAAUCCGGGUAGUGCUAAUGACUGGGGUAAAUCUCAUGGUGCAACAGGGAGCAAUUCCCAGGGAUGGGGAACUAGUGGACAGAAACCAACCAAUCCAAACAGUAAUUCUAAUCCUACCACUCCAACCGUUGGCCAGGCUUGGGGUGGCAAUCAACAAGUUAAUGCUUGGGGUACCCCAGUUACCCCAACACAAACAAGUACUUCAGGAUGGGGUGGAAAUACAGGGAGUAGUAGUACAGAAAACUCCUGGGCAAAGACUGCCAACAAGGGAAAUGUGCAAGAUCCACGACAAGAGGAAACUCAGCCAAAUAAGAAAUCUUUAGAUGCAAUUAUUGAAGAAGCUGUCAAUAGCAAUGAUGGGUGGGGCAAGACGCCUGUUAAACAGAAUACUGCCUGGACUAAAGAUAAAUCACCACCUGCGGUGAACAAAGAAUCAAAUACUUGGGAGACACCUGCUGAACAUAAGAACGGAACCCAAGCAUGGGGGGCAAGCAAGAAAGCGAAUGAAGAUAGUGGUAAUGCAUGGGGUAAGACAAACAGUUGUGACAAUGGUGGUACCAGUAGUGGUGCUUGGGGUAAUGCGGAAACUGGUGAAUGGAAUAGUAGUAAUCACUGGAACAGCAGCAGCCAUGACCUGACAGGCACCGGUGUAUGGGCAAAGAAUGUCAACAACAAUGGUAAUGGCAGUGGUAAUGGUAAUGAACGUAAUCCUGGCAGUGGCAGCAUCCCAGUUAACGCUAGUGGCCCAGUUAAUUCUGGUCCCAAUGCUGGUGGUAAUGCAUGGGGCAAUCACAAUCAGCAGCAAAGUACUAAUCCAAAUGAAGAGAGAAAGGUAUGGAGAAGCAAUAGCAGCAAUACACAGCCACAACAGCAGCAGCAACCACCAGUACCAGACAGUACUAGACACAAUAGCUGGGCUGGUAGUAGCAGUACUAAUAGUAAUCCCACUGGUUGGGGUAGUGCUGCUCAUACUGGUAAUCAUAACAUGGACAUUGCUAGUCCAUCUUGGGGAAACCCGCCUAUCAAUGAUACUGGUUCUAGUGCAUGGGGUGGGAGCAGCACCCAUUCUAGUGUAACAACACCAACUACCCCUAAGACACCCAGUAAGAUCACAGGUCCUGGUUGGAUUGGUAUCGACCCACAUGAAGUAACCGCUGAUAUAAAACCAACUGGUUGGGAUGAACCAUCUCCACCAACAGCACGCAAACAACCUCAAGUGGAUGAUGGUACCUCAGCAUGGGGCAACCCAUCUGAGGUAAAUGCCAAGGCUACGAUGCAAUCCAAUUGGACAAACCCACCUUCUAACCAACGUAACAGUACUAUGCAAGCUCAGCAACCUGUGAUGGGUAGCUCUACAGGACAACAGCCUAUAAGACCAACUGUCCAACAGAACAUCAUGCCACAAGCCUCGCAGAUGAAACCAGACAAUGGAACCUCUGUUUGGGGCGGGGCUGCCCCCAACGCACACAAGGUUUCCAGUUGGGGAGAUCCAACUCCACAAACCAAUCACAAGGUGGAUGACGGUACCUCAGCUUGGAAAGUUGCUGCACCACCCCGCGGGUCAUCUGGCUGGGGAGAGCCUCCAUCUGAUACAAACUGGAACAACAGUGGUAUGAAUUCCAAGGAAUCUAUGCAAGAUGAUCCAUCUAUAGGUCAUUGGGGAGAUGAAGAUCGUUGGGAGAAAGGAUCUCAGGACAGUGAAUCAUCUCGUGGUAGUGGGGGAUGGAUCAAGGUAAAACAAAGGGGUGCUAAUACUAAACCUCCACCAUCAAAAGAUGUCAACACUGCUUGGAUGAAUAAAUAUUUAAAACAACUCAUGGAUAUGGGCUUCAAGAGAGAAUUGGCUGAAAGGGUAUUGAAGAAAAACAGUAUGAACAUGGAGGGUGCAGUAGUCAGAUUGAAAACUAUGCUGAAUGGAACUGGUGGUUUUGCAGUGAAACAAGAUUCUAUGUUUGGGUGCACAUCUCCUGGAUCUUUCAUAAGUGAGCUGCUUGGAUUGGGACAAGAUGCUAAUGAUCCUGCAAAGCAAGGUAUAGACAGCUUGGAACGUCAUCGCAAAGAAUCAGUUCAUUCCGUGCAUUCCUUACAGCAAAGUUCAGAUGGAUCAACACCCUCAACGCCACUGAACAAAGAACUAGAGAACUUGUCACUCAACGACAACCAAACUCAAGAGAAUAAAUCUUUCUUGCCAAUAGGCGAUAAUCAGCAAUCAAUUUCCUCUUCAAAUGCUUUGUCUCCGUCCUCUAUUCUUCCUAAUCAUGUGCAACUGAAUCAGCAGCAACUGCCUUUCAACAAGCAAGGUUUGAAUCAGGGUAUGAUAUCAUCUAACAUUGCCAAUCCCAGCAUUACUGGCCAAGUGACUCAGCAACAGCAGUUACAGCAACGUCUUGCUUCUUUACAACAACAACAACAACAACAAGCUCAACUGUUACAGCAGCAACAGCAGCAGCAACAACAGCAACAAGGAUUGAGAAAUAUGGUACCACAGCAGCAACAAAUGUUACAGCAGCAGCAACAGCAACAGCAACAACAGUUGAUGAUGCAGCAAGUGCACUCCCUUCUCCGGCUUGCUGCGCAAGCUGGUUUAAUCCAACCAAAUAUGCUACAUCAGCAGGUCACACCGCAGCAAGUUGUAAUGGUCAAUCAACUUUUCCAGAUGCACCUUAACUACACUAAAUUGGUGCAGCAGCAACAGUUACUGCAGCAGACGCAGAAUGCAGCUGGUGGGAAGCCAGGUAUGGGUGGAAUGUUGCCACAAAGACAGCAGGAGUUACAACAUAGGAUUACAGCCAUACACCAGCAGAUAAUACAGCAACAACGUCAAUUAAAUCUCCAGCAGCAGCAGAUGCAACAGAAGCAGAAACUGGAAAGCACAUCAUCUGAUGGGCCUUCUGCCAAUGCUUUGGGAAUCAAUUCUUCUGAUGUGAAUCAAGAUUUGGGUCCUAAAGAAUCUCGCUUGCAACAAUUCUUCAACAAACAAUCCAAUAAGCCUUCAGAUAUCUUCGGCAGUCAGUUUGGCACUGACCACCAUGCUGCUCCUUCCAUGCAUACCAGUCAAUCAAUGCCAGUACUCCAUGAUCAUUGGGCACGAGACACCUCGCCAGGACCUCUGGACAAUCCAGAUGUAGGAGACUCAUGGCCGUCAUCUAGACCAGAUAUCAAUCCUACCAAUCUGCCUAAUGACCUCCCACCAGAAUUUAAACCUGGGGUGCCCUGGAAAUACCAAACAAAAGAUGUUGAAAAUGAUCCCGAUGCCACUCCCGGUAGUGUCACACAGUCUAUCUUGUCCAUUGGCCUGGGCCCUACUCUAGGAACGAAUAAUAUGAACAGGAGCUCUUCUCGAGAAGACUUGGUGCAGCGUGAAAAUGAGAUUCGUGGUCUUCUUAUAAAACCAAUGCAGCCACCAACUUCAUCACCAUCAAUAUCAUCAGCAGCAUCUCCAGGAGCACCUACAUCCUGGCCCACAUCAUCGUUUCCUCCAACGGCUGCACCACCUCCACCCAGCAAUAAAAAAUCAGCAUGGAAUUAUCCUGAAAACUAUCAACAAAGUUAUCCACCCACUUCACUAACAGCAGCAUUAUGGAACGUGCCGUUCAAACAAACCAGUGCCCCAACUCGUCCACCGCCAGGGCUGGCUCCCCAGCCCAAACCUUCUUGGAGUACUGGUGGAGGUAGCAGUGGUAGUGGAGUAUCUCGCAGUACUAGCUGGGAUGGUGGCAGAUCAAACUUCAUAUCAGGCUUUCCAGGGUCCUCUAACUGGGGUAGUGGUGAUAAUGUACAGCAAGACAUGCCAAAUAAUUGGUUGGUGCUGAGAAACUUAACACCCCAGAUUGAUGGUUCAACUUUGCAAACGUUGUGUAAACAGCAUGGUCCUCUGCAUACAUUCCAUCUGAAUCUGUCCCAAGGACAAGCUCUUAUUCAAUAUGGUACUCGUGAUGAAGCUGCCAAAGCACAGAAAGCUUUACAUAUGUGUGUACUUGGGAACACUACUAUAAUGGCUGAAUUUUCUUCAUCUGAAAUGACACGCAUGUUAGAGCGUAACAAUCAGAGCUCUGGAUGGCCACAGUCCAUGAGUGGCAAUAAGUUUAGUGGUACAGGGGGUAGUAGUACUAACACUGGUACUAAUGCUGGUAGUAGUGGGACAUCCAGUAGUAGCAGCAGUAGCAGUGGUGGUGGUGGUGGUGGCGGCGGAAGCGGUGGUAGUGGUGGCAUGUCUCAUUGGAGUGGUUCUACUACUGGAAUUAAUUUACCAAGCCUGCCUGGCAACCAUUUGUGGUCCAUGCAGGCAACGCCUACUCCUAGCAGUCCAUGGGGGGGAGGUAAUGGAGAUGCCGACCAUAUUUCCAGUCCCACCUCUAUGAAUUACCUUCCUGAAAACUUGUUAGGAGAAGGUUCAGUGUAAUAUUGAAAACAAAACUUUACUGUGUUUACCCAGGGGUACUGCCUUGCCAUUGAUAUUUGCCUGGGUUCACAAUGGUGUGCUUAUAUGUUUACAUGAAAUAGCCCCACGUCACAAAGCAACUCUCACCCAGGGGUUGUGGUAUUUCUUUCAGUAUCAAUUUUUUUUUGUUUGUUCAGGAAAACUUUUACAUUGUAACAAGGUGCACUUAGAACAAAGCAGGUUAUCUUUUACAUUAGCAGCAGAGAGAGAGAGAGAGAGGAUAAAAAAGUACAAAAAAAAAAAUCAGUGAAGUUAGUUUUUCUUUUUAGAAUCCCUACUGUGGUAUAUUUUGAUUGUCCAAUCAUGAGCUGAUGGAAUUGAAUGGAGCAUUACUGGUAUGCGUUGAUUGGUUGUCGUUUAUGUCAAUCAUUGCUUGAUCAAUUGAAUACUAAUCAUUUCUCAUCUUUGUCAGUCCAUCCUGUACCUUCCUAACUUUUGAAGAAUUUAAAGAAAAAAAAAACAUUGAAAAAAGCAAAAACCUAACUACCUUUUUACAUUUUUCACAGACGAGAGAUUACUGAAAUGCAACGUACAAGAUAUUUGCGACAUUUACCUUCUUACCAAAAGACUUUGUCCUUGCAAUCAUGCCAAUAUUUUUUUUUUUGUUAAAUGACUGUGCGAUAAAUAUUAAUAAUAAUUAAUAAUAAUGACUUUUCGAUGUGAUAACUUCUUCCAAAGCGUGUAAUUACAGAGUCUAAGAUAUGCCUUUUUAUGUGUGUGGCCACUUUUUGCCAUGGAAUUUAUCUAUUUUCCAUAUACAAAAGUGUCUAUGCGUAGAAACCCAAAAAAAGUUAAAAACAAAAAAAAAAAACACCACAAAAAAAAAUCUAAAUAAAAUUGAAACUAGGCAUCCUGAAAACGGAAGCUUUUAUGUGUGUGAGAUAUGUUGUUUAUAUGUUUCUUCUGUAUAAUGACAAUGAUGGUAUUGUUUACUACUUAGCAUGGCAAUGGUUCGUUCUAGAGUAUUUGAGACAGACCCUGCUGUACUUAUAUGGGUGCAUUUGGUCAUCUCAUGGCUAUUAAAUAUAUAAAAAAAAUGUA